AUAUAUUCGGCAUGUGUAAUGCAACAACCGCAAUGGACGUAGAUAGGCGGCCGGUACACCCCUAAGACGGUCAAGGAGAACGUGAUUUCUCCAGAGGAAGGUUCAGGUGGAUUCUUAUUGAUCACUCUGAAGGAAAAGUUGAUAACGUUCUUGUCAUGUUUAUGAGGACUCAACAAUAAGCUUCCUGGUUUGUUCACUGGGCAACAUGGAGGUCUCCGUGCUCGGCGUGCUGCUCUGUGUCUCCACGUUGGACAUUGUGUCAGGCACCUGUCCUGAAGGAACAUACGGCUACCAAUGCGGUUACCAAUGUCAUUGUCCUUUGGAAAAAUGCAAUGCUACCAGUGGCUGUAGUCCUGGAGAUUGUGACAUAGGCUGGUCAGGACUGACAUGUCAGAAAAGCAAUAUUGCACUUAACAAAUCCACAUCAGCCAGCUCAGUCUAUGACUUUGGGGAUCCAGGCAAUGCUGUAAACGGUGACAACAGCGCAAGCGACCAUGAGAAGUGUUUUCAUUCAGACUGGGAAGACAACAAUAUAACACAGGCAUGGUGGAGAGUGGACCUUGGGGAGAUGGUCAGAAUACAUUAUGUCACAAUAUACUUCAGGACAAAAUAUAUAGUUCGUCGGAAUGGUAUCCAGAUCUACAUAGCUGACACUGUCGCCUCCCCAACUGAUGGAGUCAACUGCUACACCGUGACAGGGAACAUCAACGGGACAGACAUACCUGAUGUUUUGAAUGUCACGUGUUCUGGCGAAGGGCGCUAUCUGGUCUUGUACACCAUCACUGUCAACAACGAAAAAUACGUACCUAUCAUGGAUUUCUGUGAAGUGGAGGUUGACGUCUGCAGCAAUGGUACUUUUGGAGAUGACUGUGCCAACUACUGCCACUGUGACGGCGAGGUGUGCGACUACGUCAGCGGCAUCUGCCCCAGUGGAGUCUGUCUACCUGGAUGGACAACAGCAGCGUGUGAUACAGUAUGCCAAUUUGGCUACUAUGGAGCCAACUGUAGCAAGAUUUGCCAAAAUAGGAACUGCCAAGGCGACAGCUCUAGCUGUGACCACGUGGCAGGAGAGUGUGUUAGAGGCUGUACGGCAGGUUGGAAUGGAACAGACUGUACACAGGAAUGCCUUCAUUCUUACGGCGACGGCUGUUCCAAAUUUUGCUCUGACAGGAAGUGCUCUGAGUCCUCGUCAGGUAGUUGUGAUCACGUGACCGGAAUGUGUGAAGGUGGUUGCAGAAGCGGUUGGAAGGGCACUGACUGUACAGAAGCAUGCCAGGUGGGUGUUGAGUAUGGAGCUAAAUGUUCGGGUAACUGCAGUGCCCGGAUGUGUGAGGGAGGGAAUGACACAUGUCCCAAUGAUUCAGGCCGCUGUGAAAACGGAUGCCAGUCAGGGUGGAAGGGAGAAGACUGCACUCAAGUGUGUAGUUUUGGUUCAUUUGGUGCCAACUGUACAGGAGUUUGUGGUCAGUGUGUGGACGUCAGCACCUGUCACCAUGUCAACGGUUCCUGUCUGAGUGGAUGCAGUGACGGAUGGACUGACCACAACUGUACACAAAAGCUAGUUGAAGAACCGCCGACGACUGCAGGUAUCAUAGCUGGAUCUGUAGUUGCUGUCAUUGUUGCUGCAGCCAUCGUCGUGGCCGUGGUCGUCAUGAGGCGACGAAGAGGACACCAUAAGGAGUCUGGGAGACACACCAGUAUGGUCCAAAUGCAGAAAGAAGAGGACACAGAAGAGGCGGGAGUGGACAACCCUGUGCCUGUCCUGGGGGAGGACGAGGACGAUGUAGAGGAGGACCACAAUGCCACGUACUACAACAUCGCGAGAGCUCCUGCUGUGACGGUGGUGUCUGUAGAUCAGGUGGGGGAACGGAUCAAGGAGCUGCAGGUGCCUGUCGGGGGAUUCCAGGCAGAGUAUCAGAAAUUACCCUCUGACUUCGCCAAACCCUACACGCAUUCCCAACAACCGGAAAACAAGGGGAAAAACAAAUACAGGGGUUAUUAUCCUUAUGACGACACCAGGGUCGUGUUGAAGGAGUUGCCAGACCAACCUGGCUCCGACUACAUCAACGCCAGCUACAUCGACGGCUACUCUCGACCCAAGGCGUACAUAGCAGCCCAAGCUCCCAACAACACGACACUGACUGACUUCUUGAGGAUGAUCUGGGAACAGAACUGUACAAGAAUCGUCAUUCUGACAAACCUCGUGGAAAUGGGAAGGGUCAAGUGUGAAGCAUAUUGGUCAGACACAUCGGACUUGCUGACAGAUGGCUUCACGGUAUCUGUGACCAGCAUCAGUGUUCGAGCUCACUGGAUCGUUAGGGAGUUACAAGUUACACAGAGAGAGACAAACACAAGUCGAUGUUUCCAUCAUUUCCAAUUCACAACAUGGCCGGACCACGGGAUCCCUGAAGAGAUGGCCUUGACUGAGUUUCUGUGGUUGAUCAGGACAUCACGUACCACACAGGCUGACCCUCUACUAGUACACUGCAGUGCUGGGAUCGGCCGGACAGGAACUUACAUCGCCCUGGACUACCUGCUGGACCAGGCUCUGGCUGAAGAUGCGGUGGAUGUGUUUGGUUGUGUCUCGGGGAUGAGAGACCAGAGGAAGGGCAUGAUACAGACCCAGGAGCAGUACACGUGUGUUUACAUCGCUCUGUACGGAGUUCUGGAAUUUGGAAACACAGCCUUGGAAGUGGAGGAAUUUAGCAGACUCAGAAAUAUGAAGAAGGUGUUUAAAAUAGGACGCAUGUCCAUACCAAAGUUAAUACAGAUUCUGAACAGUGAAAGAGAAUCACAGACGAAAACUGGAGCCGCGGUGAAGGGCCGUGUGUGGAUCAAUGGACGCUCAGACAUCAUGGCUGUGAUGACGCCGUCCUACCUGUCAGUGAAUGGCUACCUGUUAACUGACGCCCCCUCCGUCACCACGGCGUCUCUGUUCUGGAAACUCACAGAGGAACAGGAGUCUUCCACUGUCAUUGUCCUGCCAGACUCGCAUCAGCGUCUGUCCAGUUGUGUGCCGUCCGAGGGUGACAGCCUUGAUCUGAGUCCCGUCAAAGUGAGAUGUUCCACGGAGAGCACCAUCAGUCCAGGCAUCGCGCUCAGGAACAUCCACAGGCAGAUUGAGAAUUCUACACCUACACUGGUCGACGUAUACAUUUUGAACAAGUCCCCACACGAAUCACAGGACACUGUGUUCAGCCUCCUGGAACAACUCGCCUAUUCGAGCCCAGUUACUGUCGUUUACCAAGACAACAGACAGAAUGCAGCCAUGUUGUGCAUCCUGAGCAAUAUUGUCCAAGGCCUGAAGUAUGACAAACGAGCUGAGGUCUACAACAACAUGAGAGCGAUGGUCCACUGUCUGGAUCAGGACAUCACAGUAGCUGACGUUGCCCUGUGUUACGACGUGGCCGCAGCUUACAUGGAGUCCGAGAGCAUCUACGCCAACAUGUGAUGAACUUGUUCACUUCUCAGCAAUACUGAUAGAUGCAUAAUUUGAGAAUUUUUGUGUUUUUGCGAUGAGAUCUAUUUUUACUCGGAGGUUUCGAGUUGUUCUUGUGUUAAGGUAUGUUACCACUGUUUCACUGAGCCCAUUGUGUAUAUUAUGUAAUUGUAUAUUUUUUACGAGCCUUACACAUUUUACAGAUCACGCGAGCAGUCCACCUCUCGGGUACUGCAGACCAAGCUUUAAUCAAUAACCACCUAACUCCAGCUUGUAGAUGACGGUAGAUGUGUGCAUACAUAUGUAAAAUACGUAACACUACCAACUGACGAAGCUUAGCAUAAUUCAGUAUUGUUAUACUUGGAGCUACUUGUACAUUCUUCAGAUGUUCUAAUGUUAUAAUGUCUAACUGAAUAUCACAGAGCAAUGUUUGUCAAUCAUGCUAAUUCUAAGUUUAUUGGUUACAUAUGAGGUGAUAAAUAAACUAUAUACUCAAAAUGAAGUGUUUGCUAUUGAUCACAGCUACCGGGAUCUCUUUACGUCUCUCUCUUCAUGCAGCCAGCAGGUUAUAUAGAUGUACAGGACAGUCAA
Molecule: messenger RNA, 4030 nt
Organism: Haliotis rubra (blacklip abalone)
Lineage: Eukaryota; Metazoa; Mollusca; Gastropoda; Lepetellida; Haliotidae
Product: receptor-type tyrosine-protein phosphatase kappa-like
Exons: 27
Coding region: 206-3451 (1081 amino acids)
Biological process (GO): protein dephosphorylation
Molecular function (GO): protein tyrosine phosphatase activity
Source: RefSeq, a predicted model, not a curated record